Messenger RNA from Balaenoptera acutorostrata (minke whale), 256 nucleotides. Its product is annotated as DNA-directed RNA polymerases I, II, and III subunit RPABC4-like. Bases 69 to 245 code for a protein of 58 amino acids. The record is from RefSeq and is a predicted model, not a curated record. The transcript has a single exon. Gene Ontology annotation, biological process: DNA-templated transcription. Gene Ontology annotation, molecular function: DNA binding; DNA-directed RNA polymerase activity; zinc ion binding. NCBI's taxonomy places the organism in Eukaryota, Metazoa, Chordata, Mammalia, Artiodactyla, Balaenopteridae. Gene Ontology annotation, cellular component: RNA polymerase III complex; RNA polymerase II, core complex; RNA polymerase I complex.
ACACAGCAGUGAGCUGGGAAUCUGUUUGGAGGCGUAGACAAGUCUCUCCGUGCUAUGUAGGGACAACAAUGGAUACCCAGAAGGAUGUGCAACCCCCAAAGCGGCAGCUGAUGAUACGUAUCUGUGGAGAACGUCCCACAGAAAAUGAAAUAAAAUCCAGGGAUCCAAUCCAAUGCAGAGAAUGCAGAUACAGAAUAAUACACAAGGAAAGGACUAAAAGACUGGUAGUUUCUGACGCUCGAUGAAAUGUGGAAUU